Molecule: messenger RNA, 2218 nt
Organism: Pseudomyrmex gracilis
Lineage: Eukaryota; Metazoa; Arthropoda; Insecta; Hymenoptera; Formicidae
Product: aminopeptidase N-like
Exons: 11
Coding region: 90-2189 (699 amino acids)
Biological process (GO): proteolysis; peptide catabolic process
Cellular component (GO): cytoplasm
Molecular function (GO): peptide binding; zinc ion binding; metalloaminopeptidase activity
Source: RefSeq, a predicted model, not a curated record
CUCAUUUGGUUGCAUUUGUUGUUAUACCGAAUGUAUAUAACACAACUACAAUAUCAGGAAAUAACGUUACCAUUACAAGCAGCUUAGAAAUGAGAAAUGACACAUACUACGCACGAACGUUUCUUAUUCAUAUCUUCAUAAGUCUCAGAAACAUGUGGGACGAUAUCAUACCACGGUCGCAUGUUUCUUACGUGCUACUGCCUUUAACCUCUAAUCGGUACGAAAGUAUGAUAACUCCUGGAUUUGUUUUUUUGAGUGAAGUUAACAGUAUAUAUAACAGCGAAGUAGAUUCAAUUAUUAAACAAAAAGAAGUAACAUGUUUCAUAGCACGAAAUAUGAUACAAGAAAUGUUCAGUGAGUGGGUAGCUACAUUUAAUCAGUCGGAUUCUUGGUGUAUCGAAGGAUUUUUAACAGUAUAUGGAGUUUAUAUUUGGGACAAGAGUUUAAUGAAGUCAAUUGUGGUCCAGACACGACGAAAUGUUUUGGAUUAUGCAGAAGCAUUUAGUACAUAUGAUCUUGGAAUUCAAGGAAAAACUUGUACAGCUCGAAAUUCAACUGUUAGGAAAAUGUGGCGAGAAAAGGCAUUCGGCAUCUUUUAUAUGCUUAGUCAUAUCUUUUUUAAAGAAGAUUUCUUCUAUACUUCUAUGUUUAAACGGACCGUAAGCUUAUAUUAUAACACUGACAAAAUAUCAGAUAACAUAUAUAAGGGCGUAUCAAUUCUCGAUAAGUUAUGGUACUCGAAUUUUGAGGCGUCCUUAAAUAAGUCUACUUACUUUCCAAAAGACAUAAAAAGAAUACUAACUGUAUGGACAGCAGAAGUUGGUUAUCCUGUGUUACAUGUAAAACGAGUCAAUGAAAAACAGGUAGCAAUAUCUGUCAUAGACUGUUUUACUGUUGAUCACAAAAAGAAGUGCAAACUAAAUUGGAUACCUGUGACUGUUAAAAAAAUACCACAGACAAAAAAUACUGUCACGUAUAAUGAUAUUUUAACACCAAACAGAAAAUAUAUUCGUCUAUCGCUUUUUAGAAAAAAUGAGUUUGUCAUUGUCGCGGAUUCCACUGGAUAUCGCGUCAAUUAUGACCGUGAAUCUUGGACACACAUUGCUUUUUUCUUAAAAACUGUUGAUCUGAAGAUCACUGAUUUAUCUGACGUCACUGUAGCACAAAUAUUAGACGAUGCUUUUUAUUUUUUGGUGCAAAAUACAGAAUAUAACGACAAUUCUACUUCAGAUAAUAGUGAUCUAAACAUAUAUCUAGAAAUUGCAAGCAAUACAUUUUAUGCAAACAAUUCCUACACAAUGUGGUAUCCUAUAUUUUUUGCUCUUGAAAGCAUGUCGAAGAUUUUUCCGUUCCAAGAAACUGUGGUUACCAGAAACAUCAAGGUUAAGCUUUUGAUAAUAUUGAUUAGAUUUCUUGAUAAUAUAUCAUAUACACAGUAUUUCGAAAAUAGUGUCAAUAAUCAAUUCUAUCAUGAAAGUUUAAAAUGGACAUGCAUUAUUGGCGAUUGGAAAUGCAAAGAACAUGUUAAUGGAAUAUUAGAGUGGCAUUUCAAAAAUCCUGCACAAAACAAACUUUUGCCAAGUUGGCAGAAAUGGAUAUAUUGCCAAGGAUUAAUGUUAGAAACUGUCACUUAUGAUAAUUCUGCUUUGUGGCAAAAAAUUUUUCACAUAUACCAAACACAAGGAAAAGAAAAAGAAUUCUUAGAAUUUUUGCCUUGUUCUAGAAAAUACGAGGAUAUGUAUAAUUUUCUUUAUUUUCUUACUCGUCACAUUCUACCAACACCUGGAAGUAGUUUAACUGCAAAAACAAAUAAGACUCAAAAUAUUAUAAAUGCAAAGAAAAGUGAUACUAGUACUGUACUUUUCACUAUUUUUGCUUUGCAUUCGAAAAAUGAUUCAGCGCUAAAUAACAUAAGAUUUGGAUUAGAAUCUGGAAUAGUAAGAGACGUAAACAUACUACCAAUAAUAAAUUGUAUUAUUAACAACAUAUAUUCACACUACGACUUGUCACUGAUUACUAACGAAAUGUUCUUACAGAAAUUGGUGCACAUAUACAUGAUAAAGGAACCAUAUGUUCUCGAUGCCAUUAAAGAAAAAGUAGAAUAUCGUCGUAACUUCUUAAGUAAAAUGCAAACUACAAUCCGUUAUAAACCCCAGUAUGUUUGUAAUUAUAAACACAUGAAAAUAUAAAGUUUCUGUUUUGUGGUUUUUAGCAUGUA